Molecule: messenger RNA, 1990 nt
Organism: Oryza brachyantha (malo sina)
Lineage: Eukaryota; Viridiplantae; Streptophyta; Magnoliopsida; Poales; Poaceae
Product: beta-arabinofuranosyltransferase RAY1
Exons: 5
Coding region: 1-1908 (635 amino acids)
Molecular function (GO): glycosyltransferase activity
Source: RefSeq, a predicted model, not a curated record
AUGGUGCUCGGCGCCGGCGCCGGCGCGGCGGGUCCGCGAGUCACGGUAUUCUCGGCCCCGCUGCCUCCGCUCGGCGGCGGCUCGCCCGCGCGGCAGGAGAUGGCGGUGCGGUCCUGGCUGGCUCUUCCGGGGAACGUCAGCGUCGUGCUCCUCGCCGCCCACCAGUCGGCUCACGCGCUCUCCGGGAAGCUCGGCGACCGUGUCACCGUCGACCCAGCCGUCGACAUCUCGUUCACGGGGACUCCAUUCUUCCACUCCAUGGUCGCAGCAGCGCAAGCUGCUGAUUCCGACAUCUGCGUUCUCGCCGACGCCGAGACCGUCCUGCUCCCUGAAACCGUCACCUUGCUGAAACAUCUCAGCAGAAGUGAUCUCGACUGGUUCAUUUUUUCAGUGUCACGCAACAUUUCUACUUUCCCCUACCAUCUCGCUGACAACGGGACGCAAUGGUUAGAUGAAGAUGACAAAGAAGUCAGCUUCAAGAAGUUGCAGGAGAUUCAGUUUGACAAGUGGGCAGCAGAUGGCAGUGACAGGGGGCUCAUUGUGGCGUGGAACAAUCCGGGCAGUCCUUUGAUUGCAGGAGUGAUGCCUUCUUUUCUGAAUGGAAGAGGAGCACACAAUAGGUGGCUGAUUCACGAGGCUCUCUCAUCUGAUACGAGACUUGUGUUUGAUGCAAGCAAUCUUGUUCUUGGAUUACAUCCUGAAAAUUUCAGUGAAAGACAUGGCAUUAGUACUAGCAGAAAUGCUAGUUCCCCUGCUGGAUCCUGGGAGUAUGGCAUCAAUCAACAUCUGGCUACAGUUUAUGGAUCAUAUUGCUAUGAAUUGCCAAGAAGAAACUCUCCAAUGCUGUAUAAAGUGGUGAAGCAAUAUGAAGACUAUAUGUUAAGCAAAAUUGAAGAGCUGAACUUGACAGAUUCAGUCAUAAACAAAGAGCAAACUGCACAUGAAGAGGGAGGCAGCCUAUGUAAGAAGGAAAACUACUAUUCAGUCGCAGUUAGUUUGCCACAUUCUUUGGAAAUGCUUCUUCAACUUGCUGCCGACAAGAAUAGGUCUGUUGUUCUUGCUGUGGCUGGUGCAAGCUAUAGGGACAUGCUAAUGAGCUGGGUGUGCCGAUUGCGCCGUCUCAGGGUUACAAAUUUUGUAAUCUGUGCUCUAGAUCAGGAGACAUAUGAGUUCUCAGUUUUGCAGGGAUUGCCGGUUUUCAGAGACCCAUUACUCUCACCGAAGAAUGUCAGCUUUGAUGACUGCCACUUUGGAACCCAGUGCUUUCAGCAGGUGACAAAAGUCAAGUCCCGGAUUGUUCUGAAGAUCCUAAGACUGGGAUACAAUGUGCUACUGAGUGAUGUCGAUGUUUAUUGGUUCCACAACCCAGUGUCGUUCCUGCACUCUCUUGGCCCUGGCACAUUUGCAGCACAAUCAGAUGAAUUCAAUGAAACUGGACCCAUAAACCUACCACGCCGGCUGAAUUCAGGCUUCUACUAUGCACGAUCAGACGGCGCCACCAUCGCUGCAAUGGAGAUGAUCGUACAACACGCAGCGAAUUCAGGGCUAUCAGAGCAGCCGAGCUUCUACGACAUCUUGUGCGGGAGAGACGGCGCGAACCGCGCCGGCGCCGACAGAUGCCUGGAGCCCAGCACGAACCUGACGGUCGUGUUCUUGAGCCGGGACAGGUUCCCCAAUGGAGCUUACAGGGGCCUCUGGGAGAAGCGUCAUGUGCAGUCGGCUUGCAGGGAGCUUGGGUGUGUGAUCAUACACAACAACUGGGUGCGUGGGAGGAGGAAGAAGCUGCAGCGCCAGAUGGAGUCUGGGCUUUGGGACUAUGAUCCAAGCUCUAGGCUGUGCCUGCAGAAUUGGAGUGAUGCAAAGAGAUUCAGCAUUCAGAACGAUGAACCUGUCUCGUAUGAUCGAUGAGCUUGACAGUUAUAUUCUCUCCUUGUUUUUUUUAUACGACGUCAUUGAUUCUUAGGUAAGUAUUACAAUAUAACAUGGAGAU